UAAUUUUGUCUAUUUUCAAUUCUCUUUUCAUUGUAAUUCGAAAAAAAAAAUUAAAAUCAAAUUUUCUAUUAAAAACCAACAUUCUUAACCAUGGGUGUUCCAACGGGAAAUGCGGAAAAUGGAAAGAAAAUUUUCAUACAAAAAUGUGCCCAAUGUCAUCCCAUUGAGAAGGGAGCACGACACAAAGUCGGACCCAAUCUUUUCGGUGUGGUUGGACGGAAGAGUGGUUCCUUUGCUGACUACAAAUACACCGAUGCUAAUAAAAAUAAGGGUGUUACUUGGACGGACGAUGCGCUAUUUGAGUAUCUGGAGAACCCCAAGAAAUUCAUACCAGGUACGAAAAUGGUUUUCGCAGGGCUGAAGAAAGCUGCAGAGCGGGCCGAUAUUAUUGCGUAUUUAAAAACCGCUAAGUAAAAUUACAUAUGUACAUACAUACAUAUUUCUAUUAAUGAUGUCAUGGCGUUUAAACAAAUUUAUCUAUGGAUAUUGAAUGCUUAAUAAAUUAUAUAAAUUAUAAAUAAUAGAUAA
Molecule: messenger RNA, 528 nt
Organism: Ceratitis capitata (Mediterranean fruit fly)
Lineage: Eukaryota; Metazoa; Arthropoda; Insecta; Diptera; Tephritidae
Product: cytochrome c
Exons: 1
Coding region: 91-414 (107 amino acids)
Biological process (GO): mitochondrial electron transport, cytochrome c to oxygen; mitochondrial electron transport, ubiquinol to cytochrome c
Cellular component (GO): mitochondrial intermembrane space
Molecular function (GO): electron transfer activity; heme binding
Source: RefSeq, a predicted model, not a curated record